Molecule: messenger RNA, 1596 nt
Organism: Penicillium griseofulvum
Lineage: Eukaryota; Fungi; Ascomycota; Eurotiomycetes; Eurotiales; Aspergillaceae
Product: MDR family MFS transporter
Exons: 4
Coding region: 1-1596 (531 amino acids)
Biological process (GO): transmembrane transport
Molecular function (GO): transmembrane transporter activity
Source: RefSeq, a predicted model, not a curated record
AUGAGAGAUUUCCAAGAUCAAGUUGACGCAAAUCGAGAUGACAUCCCAUUGAAAGAGGCCGGAACUGAGAGUGACGAUGAUGAAGAGAAGCAAGUCUAUCCACCGAACUCAAAGCUUGCUCCAAUUUUAAUCGGACUUUGCUUUCAAUCCUUUUGUAUUGCCUUGGACAACACAAUCCUUUCCACAGCCAUCCCUAAAAUCACCGAACAAUUCAACUCACUAGGUGAUUUAUCGUGGUAUGCCAGCGCUUACCUUUUAACCACAUGUGCCGUCACCCUGCCAUUCGGCAAGGUAUACACAUAUUAUUCGACAAAAUGGACAUAUAUGAUUGCUCUCGGCUUGUUUGAACUCGGGUCUCUGAUAUGUGCCGUGACACCAACAUCCAAAGGAUUGAUUUUUGGGCGAGCAAUUGCCGGCAUUGGAUCUGGAGGAUUAUCGCCGGGUGCUUUACUCGUCCUGGCGAAUAGUGUGCCCCUUCACCGACGUGCCCUCUAUUUCGGGAUUAUCGGUAGUACUAGUGGAAUUGCGACAAUCACAGGACCAUUGCUAGGAGGACUCCUCACUGAUCAUGUCAGUUGGAGAUGGUGCUUUUGGAUAAAUCUACCCUUUGGCGUCCUCACUGGACUUGUCAUUUUACUUUUCUUCAAGGAUUCUACUGCACCAAAGCCCGAAAUCAGUCGCCUCGGGCAACUAAAGCGAAUGGAUCCUCUUGGUUUACUUGCAUUCAUCCCCGCCAUCGUUUCCCUUCUAUUGGGCCUGCAAUGGGGCGGCACCAAAUACAGGUGGAACAAUCCUAGAAUAAUUGCUCUAUUUGUUCUGUUUGGCAUAUUCAGCUCUGUGUGGUGUAUUAUCCAGAUUUGGAAGCAGGACGACGCUACCGUACCGCCACGUUUACUUAAGAACCGCAAUGUACUCGGGGCAGUGAUUCACGCAACAUUCCUCGGUGGCUCCUUUUUUGUCUUUGGAUACUAUCUCCCAAUCUGGUUUCAAGCAGUCAAGGAAGAUUCCGCAUCAGAAUCCGGAAUCAACAACCUUCCAAUGGUAGUAGCUAUGAUUGUAUUCUCUGCUCUAGGAGGACUACUCGUUAAUAUCCUCGGAUACUAUACACCACUCAUGUUCGUCGGAAGCGCAUUUCUCACGAUUGGCUCGGGGCUGUGUACGACUUUCAAAGUGAACAGUGGACACACGCAGUGGAUUGGAUACCAAGUGAUUCUUGGAAUUGGAGCUGGACUUGGCUUUCAGCAAUGCAUCAAUGCCCUUCAGACUACACUACCAUUACGGGAUAUCCCAAUCGGGAUUGCAAUCAUCACAUUUGCACAGAGUCUCAGUGGAGCAAUGUUUGUUUCAAUUGCCCAAACUGUCUUUGGGAAUAGCCUUGUCGCUAGCAUUGCGGUCAAUGCUCCCAGUGUCAGCCCAAAUGCGUUAAUAAACGCCGGGGCUGCGAAUUUAUCCCAGCGUGUGCCCAAAGAGAUUCUUCCCUCUGUUCUACAUGCUUAUAACAUUGCUGUUAUCCAGACAUUCUAUGUGUCUGUUGCUGGUGCACUACUGUCUUUUGUCGGUGCUGGACUUGUUCAAUGGAAAUCCAUGAAACGAUGA